CCUGAAAUUCAAUGCUGUUCGAGGAGCGCGGGAGUGAAACGCCUGGUCGGCGGGAAAUUGCUUGGCGCGUUGGAGGCCAAUUGUAAAGCACCGCACUUGGCUAGCAGGCAACGAGACCAGACCACGUGAAAAAAGUGACCACGGUUCGGACUAGGGUUAGUGCAAAGGCGAAAGCUGUGUAGGCGAGAGGGGACCGGAGGAGGAGGAGGAGGAGGAGGAGGGGAAGAAAGUGGAGAAUGGGCAUGCCGUCGCCAACUCCGCAGAUUGGCAACGAAGGUCGGUCACACAGCAUGGCGUCGAACAGGCCUACCGGUCGCCCUAGAGGACCAAAUAUUCUGGUGACCGGUACGCCAGGAUGUGGGAAGACUUCUACGUCCAGCAUGCUGGCGAAUGCGACCGGAUUGCGGCAUAUCAACGUGGGAGAGUUUGUGCGUACCAACGAGCUCCACGAUGGCUGGGAUGACGAAUACUCCUGCUACAUAGUCAACGAAGACAAGCUGUGCGAUGAGCUUGAGGACACAAUGUGUGAAGGAGGCAACAUCGUUGAUUAUCACAUCUGCGAGUUCUUUCCAGAAAGAUGGUUUGAUGGAGUGGUGGUUCUGCAGACAGACAACUCCGUACUCUAUGAGAGACUGACAGCCAGGGGAUAUUCGGGGAGGAAACUGAGUGAAAACAUGGAGUGUGAAAUCAUGCAAGUUGUACUGGAAUCAGCCCGGGAGAGUUAUAAGCCAGAGAUUGUCAUGGCAAUGCAGAGUAAUACUGUGGAAGAUAUGGACCGAAAUGUCGAAACCCUCAAGGGUUGGAUCGAUGUGUAUGCGCGGACUCGUUCCGUACAAUAGUACGAGUUCACGGUAAUUGCGUUUUUUUUUUUUUUUUUAAUACGUUUUGUUUACCCUGGUCUUUUUUACUGCAAAGUUUUCUGUACCUCCGUUGUUCACUGCAGUAGCUUUUUUUUUUUUUUUUUUUUUAUAUGUAGCUUUCAUAACCCUUUGGGCCCGAAUGGGCAAGAAAAAUAACAAACGUCUUCCCAGACG
Messenger RNA from Chara braunii, 1034 nucleotides. The record is from the annotation of a GenBank genome assembly. Lineage: Eukaryota; Viridiplantae; Streptophyta; Charophyceae; Charales; Characeae.